GAUGAUGAUGAUGAUAUUUAGAGGAGUGGAGGUGUGUGAAGUUUGAGCCACCGUCUCUCUCUCUCUCUCUCUGAUCGACCACACUCCUCCAUUUUCCCUCACACUAAAACCCAUCAACCUCAUUCUCAUCUUGGCCUCAAUCUUCUGCAACAACCAUGGCCAAUGCGGCAUCGGGAUUUGCUGUGGAUGAUGAUUGCAAAAUAAAGUUCUUGGACUUGAAGGCCAAACGAACUUACCGCUUCAUAGUAUUCAAGAUUGAGGAGAAGCAGAAGCAGGUGAUUGUGGAGAAAUUAGGUGAGCCAGCUCAAAGCUAUGAAGACUUCACCGCAAGUCUUCCUGCUGAUGAAUGCAGAUAUGCUGUCUAUGAUUUUGACUUUGUGACUGCUGAAAACUGUCAGAAAAGCAGGAUUUUCUUCAUUGCAUGGUCCCCUGAUACAUCAAGGGUGAGAAACAAGAUGAUUUAUGCAAGCUCGAAGGACAGGUUCAAGAGAGAAUUGGAUGGUAUCCAAAUAGAGCUGCAGGCCACUGACCCAACUGAGAUGGAUCUUGAUGUUAUUAGAAGUCGUGCCAGCUAAGAGAGUUGUAUUUGCAAUGGCGAUUUUCCUGUUCUUUCUUCAAUUUAUGCCAAUGUUAAUAGUUUGUGGGGCUGUGAACCUAACUGAAUUAUGAUACUUGGUUUGUUAUUUAAAGUUUAUCAUGUAGAACGAA
Molecule: messenger RNA, 708 nt
Organism: Rosa rugosa (rugosa rose)
Lineage: Eukaryota; Viridiplantae; Streptophyta; Magnoliopsida; Rosales; Rosaceae
Product: actin-depolymerizing factor 2-like
Exons: 3
Coding region: 156-575 (139 amino acids)
Biological process (GO): actin filament depolymerization
Cellular component (GO): cytoplasm; actin cytoskeleton
Molecular function (GO): actin filament binding
Source: RefSeq, a predicted model, not a curated record